Messenger RNA from Colossoma macropomum (tambaqui), 1041 nucleotides. RefSeq names its product syncoilin-like. The record is from RefSeq and is a predicted model, not a curated record. The annotation marks the transcript as partial. Lineage: Eukaryota; Metazoa; Chordata; Actinopteri; Characiformes; Serrasalmidae. Gene Ontology annotation, cellular component: intermediate filament. The transcript has 5 exons.
CUUUCCAAGACUGAGAAGAAUAUUAGGGGGGGGGUCUCUAAAUGUCUUGCUGUGAGUAUUUAUAAACACAAACAGUUCAGACUCGGCGAGUGUUUUCCUGUGGGCUGUUUCUGUUGACUUUCUGGAGAAAUGUGCGCUGAAAGGUGCCUCACAAACGUUGAGAUGAUGUUGGAGAAGGAGGAGGAGGACGCUGUGAAGCCGGAGGACCAGAUGGAGCAGAAGAGAGGAGAAGAUACACGCUGCAGUGGGAGAGGUGGACGUCUGGUCUGGGACAGUCCUACCGGCAGGAGGUUUGGGGGUCUCCCCGCGCAGUGGUCUGUCGGGCAGGAUGUGGUGAACGUGUUUGAGCGUUGUUUGGAGGAGGUGGAGCGCCUCCAGCUCAGACGGGACACCCUGGUACAGGAGCUGCUGGCAUUAGAGCGCCCCCUGCAGGCUCAGCUACAGGACCUGCGACUGCAGCUCACACACGCGCGCAGCCGCCUCUCACACGCAGAGCUGCACAAACACACGCUGCAGGAGGAAGUGAUGCGCGUGAAGAGGAAACUGUUCACCGUGAUGAGAGACUGCAUCCAAACCCAGAUCAGCCUGGCAGCGCAGAAGUACGAGGUGGAGCAGUUCGGCUUCAUACAGGAGGAGCUGCAGGAUGAGGUGCUGCAGCAGCUUCAGGAGUUAAUGCAGAUGCCUGAGGACCAGCAGAUCAGACUGGCCACUCUGAGGGAGCGGCUGCAGGGUCAGCACCGUCCACGGGCCGCCAGUGACCUCUCCCACUGCCGCCGGGCCUCAGCUGACCUCUCACGCUACACACGGGCCAGCAUGAAGAGCCUGGAGGAGUGGUAUGAGCCGCGCUUGCUGGCCUUGCUGAGGAGGAAGCAGGCGAGUGAGGACACUCUGAGGAAGAGCCGGGAACUCGGGCAGGACCUGAAGAAACGUCUGGAGCCGCUGAGAGAGGAAGGCAGGCGGAUGGAGCUGGAGAGAGAACAGCUGCAGCAGAGGAUCAGUCUGAUGGAGGAGGAGAAGAGAGAGAGAGUAGCACAGCACAAG